This is a messenger RNA of Lasiosphaeria miniovina, 753 nucleotides long. RefSeq lists its product as uncharacterized. The annotation marks the transcript as partial. Lineage: Eukaryota; Fungi; Ascomycota; Sordariomycetes; Sordariales; Lasiosphaeriaceae. The record is from RefSeq and is a predicted model, not a curated record. The transcript is spliced from 2 exons.
AUGGGCCAGUUUUACGAGACAAUUCCGGAGUCGCUCAUGAAGUGGGUUCUCGAGCAGAAGAUGUUUUGUGUCGCCACAGCGCCUCUCGCUGGAUCAGGCCAUGUCAAUGUGUCACCAAAGGGCGGGCCCUACUUCGGGCUGCUCGACGACAAGACCUUCUGGUACCUGGACCUGACGGGCAGCGGCAGCGAGACAGUUGCGCACCUCUACGAGCCCGCCAACGGCCGCAUCACUGUCAUGUUCAACGCCUUUGACGGCCCACCCCGCAUCGUGCGCCUCUUUGGUCACGGCCGCGUCCUCGAGAGCGCAACUACCGCCUUCGCCGACUUUGUCAAGAAACACGACAUCCAACUUCUGGCAGGCACGCGCUCCAUCGUUGUCGUCGAUGUGCAUCAAGUCGGCAGCUCCUGCGGCUUCUCGGUUCCCUUUUACGACUUUCGCGACUUCCGCACCACUCUCAACGAUUACUGGUCCAACAUGCUCAGGCGGUUCGAUGAAGGGAGAUCCAAAGAGAGCGUGGAAAAAUACUGGGCUUCCAAGAACGCGUGGAGCGUGGAUGGGCUGCCCGGGUUCAGCAUGGCUCUCGAGACGGCCAAGAAACAGCACGUCGCCCCAGUCGCAAAGAUGGUUGGUCCCUUGGCUCCGCAUCACUAUCGCAAUGACCGACGGUUCCGACUCCGCCACCUGGCCAUGGUGUCUAUCUUGACUGCUAUCCUAACUUUAGCUUUUACCAUCUCUGUUCUGCCUUAUCUU